Messenger RNA from Marasmius oreades (fairy-ring Marasmius), 1085 nucleotides. RefSeq lists its product as uncharacterized. Gene Ontology annotation, molecular function: oxidoreductase activity. The transcript has 8 exons. The record is from RefSeq and is a predicted model, not a curated record. The coding region runs from base 270 to 1085 and encodes 271 amino acids. NCBI's taxonomy places the organism in Eukaryota, Fungi, Basidiomycota, Agaricomycetes, Agaricales, Marasmiaceae.
CUUGACAUGGCCUCAAUUCGUCAAUGGAAUCGGGGGUUUUUUUCUUUAAAUUUUUCCAGUAAAAUUCUGACCAACUGAUGGACCGGACGGUGAACAAGGUUGAACACCGCGGAGCAAAGUUGGAUGAAAAUAACCGACUCAGCCCGGAGCCACAAUGACCGUGAUUCACCAUGGAUCAGUGUUGAUUGAAAUUGGAUCAACAAUUGCGCAUUGUCUUUAAGGGCUCACAAGAUCAUGGUGUUCCACUUUUCUCCUCUUUUCAUUCCACGAUGUCCUCGCUAAAAAUCUCAUCUCUCUUUCAAGUGAAGGGAAAGGUCGUUCUCAUCACAGGUGGCAGCCGGGGGAUUGGUAAAAUGAUCGCUGCUGGCUUUGUUCGAAAUGGAGCCAAGGUAUAUAUCAGCUCACGCUCGGCAAAGGACUGUGAAGCAACUGCGACUGAACUCAACGAACUUGGACCGGGGGUUUGCAUCCCCCUCCCAGCGGAUUUGCAAAAGUACGAGGAGGUGGAACGGUUGGCUAAACAGCUAUCCUCCAAGGAGCAGAUUCUAGACGUGCUCGUCAACAACGCCGGAGCAGUCUGGGGCGCCCCAGUAGACGAAUUUCCGGACAGCGGCUUUACAAAAGUCAUGACACUCAAUGUACAGCGGGUGUUCUCGGUCAUCCAGAAGGUCCUUCCCCUUCUGAGAGCAGCGGCUGACCGAACCAAGAAAGGUUCGACAUACAAGGAUCCCGCCCGUAUUAUCAACAUCGGCUCCGUCGAGGGCCUGUGGGUGGCACCACACGACACGUUCUCGUACUCAGCAUCGAAAGCCGCACUUCAUCACCUCAGCCGCCAUCUCGCCGCAAAACUCGGGCCAGAUGGAGUGGUGUCAAAUACAAUCGCAUGUGGACUCUUCCCGACCAAAUUGACUGACUACAUUAUGAAGACGAACGGAGAUUGGUUAGUCGAUUCGGUACCAUUGCGGCGUUCUGGUGAGCCACAGGAUGUCGCAGGGACAGCACUGUUUCUUUCAAGUUCUGCGGGUGCGUAUAUCAACGGUGCAACCAUAACAUUAGACGGUGGUCUUCUCGUAUCAAGGCUGUAA